This is a messenger RNA of Cryptomeria japonica (Japanese cedar), 759 nucleotides long. Its product is annotated as EG45-like domain containing protein. The transcript is spliced from 4 exons. The coding region runs from base 1 to 483 and encodes 160 amino acids. NCBI's taxonomy places the organism in Eukaryota, Viridiplantae, Streptophyta, Pinopsida, Cupressales, Cupressaceae. Gene Ontology annotation, biological process: systemic acquired resistance. The record is from RefSeq and is a predicted model, not a curated record. Gene Ontology annotation, cellular component: cell wall; apoplast.
AUGCAUAUGUAUGAAUUCCUGUUACGGUGGAACGAACAGUUUUCCGCAAAUCACGGACAGGAGUCUGGUGCAUGCGCUAACAACCACAGGAUGGAAUCUUAUCGAUAUUUCGUUCGCAUAGAACAAUAUUGUGUUAUUUAUUCGCGGACUGAGGGAACUGCCACAUUUUACACUCCUCCAUAUGUCCCAUCGUCGUGCUAUGGAUACGACCCCUCGCAAUUUCCAGCGGGAGAUUUGUUUGCGGCGGCAAGUGAUGCAUUCUGGGACAACGGAGCCGCCUGUGGAAGUAGUUACAGAGUGAGUUGCACUGGCGGGACAAAUGAGGGCGUUGCCGUGCCGUGUAAGAGCGGAUCGAUUGUGGUGAAGAUUGUUGAUUAUUGCCCUGCUGGAUGCCGUGGCACCAUCGAUUUAUCUCAAGCUGCCUUCGCUGAUAUCGCCGAUCCUGAUGAAGGCAAAAUUAAAAUCAACUAUGAACAGGUUUGAGCAUGCCGAGCAACAGUAUUAUUACGAGUAAAUAAAAGCAGCAGCAUAUAUAUAUUAGCGGAUGUUGCCAUAAGCCGUAACUACCUUUACUGUUGGCGUGUGAUUUAAGAAGAAUAAUGCUAUGAAUAUGCGUCUUAAUGUAUAAAACAAAGAAUUAUUGAAUAAUGCAGUCUAUCUCAGUGCUAUCCGUUGUACUUGUUUUUAUUAUGAUCAAUUUUGUAGUCCGGUUGGUUGGAUCCCAAAAUUUUAAUAAAAAUGAUUUUAGGUUUAAUAUUU